CUUUAUUCCUUCCCUGUAAAACCCUCCCUCCUCACUGACUCGAUAUAUUCAGAAACCCUAAUCCUCUCCCUUUGGUUUCACGACGACCGCCAUGGAAGAGGUGUGCGAGGGCAAGGACUUCUCCUUCCCAAAGCAAGAGGAGAAGAUUCUCCACUACUGGUCCGAAAUCAAAGCCUUCGAGACUCAACUGGCUCUCACCAAGGACCUCCCCGAGUACGUCUUCUACGGGCCCCCCUUCGCCACCGGCCUCCCUCACUACGGCCACAUACUCGCCGGCACCAUCAAGGACAUCAUCACGCGCUACCAGUCCAUGACCGGCCACCACGUCACGCGCCGCUUCGGCUGGGACUGCCACGGCCUCCCCGUCGAGAACGAGAUUGAUAAGAAGCUCGACAUCACGCGCCGCGAACAGAUUAUGGAAAUGGGGAUCGGUAAGUACAACGAUGCCUGCCGGAGCAUUGUUACUCGCUAUGUGGAGGAAUGGGAGAAGGUUAUUACUCGCACUGGGAGAUGGAUCGAUUUUCGGAACGAUUAUAAGACUAUGGACUUGAAUUUUAUGGAGAGUGUGUGGUGGGUUUUCGCUCAGAUUUAUGAAAAAGGCCUUGUCUAUAAGGGCUUCAAGGUCAUGCCUUACAGCACAGGUUGCAAGACGCCGCUCUCCAAUUUUGAGGCUAAUCAAGAUUACAAGGAUGUUCCUGAUCCUGAAGUUAUGGUGGCUUUUCCAAUUCUUGGUGAUUCAGACGAGGCAAGCUUUGUGGCCUGGACAACUACUCCGUGGACUCUUCCUAGCCAUUUAGCACUUUGUGUCAAUGCAAAUUUUACCUAUUUGAAGGUUCGCAACAAGUACUCAAAAAAAGUUUAUGUUGUUGCUGAAUCUCGGUUGUCAGCUCUUCCUAAUGACAAACCAAAAGAAAAUGUACCAAAUGGAUCUGUUGAUUCAAAAAAAUCAAAUUCAAAGAGCAAGGGAUCCUCAGGCGGAAAAAAGGAAGCAGUUGACUCGUCAUACGAAGUGUUGCAGAAAAUGUCAGGGGCUUCAUUAGUGGGCACAAAGUAUGAACCACCAUUUGAUUACUUUAAAGAGUUCUCUGAUGUUGCAUUUAGAGUAGUUGCAGACAACUAUGUUACUGAUGACAGUGGUACUGGAAUUGUCCACUGUGCUCCUGCAUUUGGUGAAGACGAUUAUCGUGUUUGCCUUGAAAAUAAAGUUAUCAAUAAGGGAGAGACCUUGAUUGUAGCAGUUGAUGAGGAUGGAUGCUUUACUGAAAAAAUUACGGACUUCAGCAAGUGUUAUGUUAAAAAUGCAGAUAAAGAUAUUAUUGAAGCAGUGAAGCGGAAAGGAAGGCUUGUAAAGUCUGGAACCAUUAUGCAUUCUUAUCCUCAUUGCCCAAGAUCUAAAACUCCGCUUAUCCAAAGAGCCGUUCCAAGUUGGUUUAUCCGGGUGGAGCAGUUGAAAGAAAAAUUGUUAGAAAACAACAAGCAGACAUACUGGGUUCCUGAUUUUGUGAAGGAAAAACGAUUCCACAAUUGGCUGGAAAAUGCAAGAGAUUGGGCAGUUAGUCGAAGUAGAUUUUGGGGCACUCCUCUCCCUGUGUGGAUUAGUGAGGAUGGCGAGGAAAUAGAAGUUAUGGAUUCCAUUAAGAAGCUCGAAGAGCGUUCUGGUGUUAAGGUUUUUGAUCUUCACCGGCACAAUAUAGAUCACAUCACUAUUCCAUCUAGGCGUGGUGCUCAAUUUGGUGUUCUUCGACGUAUUGAUGAUGUGUUUGAUUGUUGGUUCGAGAGUGGUUCCAUGCCUUAUGCUUAUAUCCAUUAUCCUUUUGAGAAUGUUGAACUUUUUGAGAAAAACUUUCCUGGAAAUUUUGUGGCUGAAGGGCUGGAUCAGACUCGUGGAUGGUUCUACACUCUUAUGGUGUUAUCUACUGCAUUAUUUGGGAAACCUGCCUUUCAGAAUCUCAUUUGCAAUGGACUUGUACUUGCUGAGGAUGGAAAAAAAAUGAGUAAAAGUCUGAAAAAUUAUCCUCCACCAAUUGAUGUUAUCGAUCAGUAUGGAGCUGAUGCAGUACGAUUAUACCUAAUCAACUCUCCUGUUGUGCGCGCGGAACCGUUACGUUUCAAGAAGGAAGGAGUUUAUGGUGUUGUCAAGGACGUAUUUUUGCCAUGGUACAAUGCAUAUAGGUUCCUUGUCCAGAAUGCAAAGAGACUUGAGAUUGAAGGGUUUGCCCCUUUUGUCCCUAUUGAUCAAGCCACUCUACAAAAGUCAUCUAAUGUGCUUGACCAGUGGAUCAACUCAGCCACUCAGAGUCUUGUGUAUUUUGUCCGUCAGGAGAUGAAUGGUUACCGACUUUAUACGGUGGUUCCAUAUCUUUUGAAGUUUCUCGACAACUUGACAAAUAUCUAUGUGAGGUGCAAUCGCAAGAGGUUGAAGGGCCGUACAGGUGAAGAAGAUUGUAGGGUGGCGCUCUCAACACUUUACAAUGUCCUUUUGGUAUCAUGCAAAGCAAUGGCCCCAUUAACACCAUUUUUCACUGAGGUCCUUUUUCAAAAUAUGAGGAAAGUUUCCAACACAGCAGAGGAAAGCAUUCAUCAUUGCAGCUUUCCUGAAGCAGAAGGCAAGAGGGAUGAACGUAUAGAGAAAAGUGUUGCUAGGAUGAUGACGAUAAUUGAUCUUGCCCGUAAUAUUCGUGAGAGACAUAACAAACCUCUGAAAACACCCCUCAGGGAGAUGGUUAUUGUUCAUCCUGAUAUGGACUUUCUUGAUGAUAUCGCUGGAAAGCUAAAAGAGUAUGUGCUGGAGGAACUGAACGUGCGAUCUCUUGUUCCAUGUAAUGAUACAUUGAAGUAUGCCUCAUUACGUGCAGAGCCCGAUUUCAGCGUUCUGGGCAAGCGGCUAGGAAAACAUAUGGGAAUUGUUGCCAAAGAAGUCAAGGCAAUGUCGCAGGAAAGCAUUUUAGCAUUCGAGAAAUCUGGAGAAGUUACUUUUUCUGGUCAUUGCUUAAAGCUGACUGAUAUUAAGGUUGUUAGGGAUUUCAAGCGUCCUGAUGGCACUGCGGAAACCGAAGUUGAUGCAACAGGAGAUGGUGAUGUUUUGGUGAUUUUGGAUUUACGUCCGGAUGAGUCGUUGUUUGAUGCAGGUGUUGCUCGAGAGAUUAUCAACAGAAUACAGAAGUUAAGAAAGAAAUCUGCUCUAGAACCUACUGACUUGGUGGAGGUCUACUUUGACUCUUUGGAUAAAGAGGAUAAAGAUAAAGCAGUUUCCGAACGGGUUUUGCAAUCACAGGAACAAUACAUUAGGGAUGCCAUUGGUUCGCCAUUGCUUCCUUCAAGUGUGAUGCCAUCACAUGCUGUCCUUGUUGGGGAAGAGAGUUUCCAUGGGAUUUCUGGCAUUUCAUUUAAUAUCAAACUAGCCAGGCCUGCCUUAGUUUUUAACGCGGACGCAAUUGUUGCUUUAUAUUCAGGAAACUCAGAAUUCGCAAGGUGUCUGCAAACUUACUUGUUGUCAAGGGAUCAUGCAAAUCUGAAGUAUGAGUUUCAACAUGGAAACGGAAAGAUAACUGUUGAUUGCAUUGAAAAUUUGCCCGCCGUGAGUUUGGUGUCGAGGGAACAUGUGUAUUUGACUGUUGGGGAGUUCUUAUGUAGAACAAACUCUGUUUAGGCAGUUCUCUAGGUAUUUUGUUCAAUUAUGUUGCCACUGAUUUUUGAUGGAAGAAGGAGAUUACAGAAGGCUGGCUAUUGCCAUUCUUUGCUGUGUAUAGAUAGAUAUAAUCUUAACAUCACAAACCAACUUUCCGGAAAAAUUUAUUUUCCCUGAAAUUUUAUAUGC
This is a messenger RNA of Fragaria vesca subsp. vesca, 3817 nucleotides long. RefSeq names its product isoleucine--tRNA ligase, cytoplasmic-like. Lineage: Eukaryota; Viridiplantae; Streptophyta; Magnoliopsida; Rosales; Rosaceae. The record is from RefSeq and is a predicted model, not a curated record. Gene Ontology annotation, molecular function: aminoacyl-tRNA deacylase activity; ATP binding; isoleucine-tRNA ligase activity. Gene Ontology annotation, biological process: isoleucyl-tRNA aminoacylation.